UAAGAAACUUCUCUCUUACCCUAUCUAAAAUAUCGGAUCCCCUUCAACAAAUCACCUUCUGCCAGAUCCUUUCAUAUCUCAGUUAUGGGUUCUCCACAAAACUUCCACCAAUUUGGCAUUCUCUCCCUUCCUUCUUUCCUUGAUUCUGAAGUAGCAGAGGCAUAUAAGCACUGGUGCAGGGGAAGGAGCCUUCUUUUAGAAUAGGAAAUGAAUUUAGAUGACAUAGUUUUGAGGAAUGUGAUGUCUGUGGAAGAAGCAGAGCUGGUACAUAAUAAUAAUAAUAAUAAUAAUAAUAACCCUUCCUCUUCACCUCCUGCCUCAGCAGCGGCCACGGCUUCGUUGUUUCUCGGGAAAAGGGCUGGCGAUGUCGAGCCACAGCCCGAUCUAAUGACCGAGGUUUCAGCCUCGACAGAAGGGAUGGAAUGGAUGCAUUACCAACGAGCAUUACUCAUUGAUUCCAAGUUGCCAGCUUCUCAAGCUGUUUACAAUAAUCAUGGGAGUGUACCAGAUAUUGGUGUUUACAAUUUGCAGGCUAUGUCGAUCACGACAUCUGCCUCGUCGAACUCCGAUUUCCAUGAGGGUAAUUCUGGACGGAAACGAAGACAAUUGGAUGAUAUAAAGGAGAAAACUAUUGAAAGAAGGCAGAGGAGAAUGAUCAAGAACCGUGAGUCUGCUGCAAGGUCCAGAGCCAGGAAACAGGCUUAUACGAAUCAGUUGGAGCAUGAGGUGUUAUGCUUGAGGAAAACGAAUAGUUGGCUGAGAAAGCAAGAGGAAGUAGAAAGAAUGUUCUUGUCAAAUCCAAUUCCAAUGCCCAGAUAUCAACUGCGGCGCACAAGCUCAGCCUUCUUCUAGCUUUUGCUCUUCACAAGCACACCUCUCUCUAUUCUCUUCUCUUCUCUUCUCUUCUCUUCAAGUUUUUUCCUAGAUAGAAGCUUUUACUUUCUUAGUUUUUUGUGCUUCAUGUAGAGCAAAUAUUCUGAUAGCAAACCUAUCUGGUUAUGAUAACAAUGCAGCUGAUUUCC
Messenger RNA from Cucurbita moschata (crookneck pumpkin), 1022 nucleotides. Its product is annotated as ABSCISIC ACID-INSENSITIVE 5-like protein 2. Gene Ontology annotation, cellular component: nucleus. Gene Ontology annotation, biological process: positive regulation of DNA-templated transcription. NCBI's taxonomy places the organism in Eukaryota, Viridiplantae, Streptophyta, Magnoliopsida, Cucurbitales, Cucurbitaceae. Bases 208 to 852 code for a protein of 214 amino acids. The record is from RefSeq and is a predicted model, not a curated record. The transcript has 3 exons. Gene Ontology annotation, molecular function: DNA-binding transcription factor activity.